This is a messenger RNA of Agelaius phoeniceus (red-winged blackbird), 1420 nucleotides long. It is a transcript of the gene IFITM10, whose product is annotated as interferon induced transmembrane protein 10. Lineage: Eukaryota; Metazoa; Chordata; Aves; Passeriformes; Icteridae. Gene Ontology annotation, cellular component: plasma membrane. The record is from RefSeq and is a predicted model, not a curated record.
AUGGGUGCCCCCCUCCCCGCCCUCCCCUCCUCCCUCAACUCCAGCGCCGAGGAAGCCGAGCCGGAGGCAGUGCUGAGCCGGAUAUGCAGCGACUCCCCGCAUCCCUCCUUGGCAGAGCGCGGUGACGCCGCGGCAGCCACCACGGAGAGGACACAGGACCCCCCCCUGGGCCCGCCAUGCCCCUUUGAGGGGGUGGCCUGGACCCCGAGACCCCCGCAGGGCCCCCCGCAGGGCUGCUUCGCCUGCAUCGCCAAGCCCCCAGCUCUCCGGCAAGCUUCGCCCGUCCUGUCUCCUUCUUCUGCCGUUUAUCUCAUGGAGAGCAAGAGCUGCAAAGGGGACAGCCUGCGGCCAGCGGUCCCGUGCAAGCACUCGGUGGAGAAGAAGACGAUGACCAACCCCACCACUGUCAUUGAAAUCUACCCAGACACCACCGAGGUGAACGACUACUAUCUCUGGUCCAUCUUCAACUUUGUAUACCUCAACUUCUGCUGCCUUGGCUUCAUCGCCUUGGCCUAUUCAUUGAAAGUCCGGGAUAAGAAACUCCUCAAUGACUUAAAUGGAGCAGUUGAAGAUGCCAAGACAGCCCGGCUUUUUAACAUCACCAGCUCAGCCCUUGCCACCUUCUGUAUCAUCCUUAUCUUCAUCUUCCUGCGAUACCCUCUCACUGACUACUGAGUGAGGCCAACAGCAGCUGCUGCCGCCAAAAUGCCUCUAUGCCAGAAGUGUCUGCAGUUUCUUGUAGCAAGGACACACAAAACAAGCCAACCACUACACCUUGAUUGCCAAAAAAAAAAAAAAAAAAGUCAAUUAAAUACAUAAAUAAAUGUUAAAUUAGUUUAUCAGCCCAGCUGAGCAUACCUUUCUUGCCCUGAAAUGGUAUGUGAACAGCUGAAGGAAAGGGCCUGACUCUUACACGUGUACAGGAAGAAAAAUAGACCAAGGAAUAUUUGUUUUAUGGCCAACAAGCUGUGUGAAAAGAGCGUGCAAAGCCCAGAGCUACGCACACUUAGUGGCAGACAGCUGAGCUCUGGGAAGCAGUGGGGUCCUGUGGAGCUGGAGACACAUGCAGUGAUGGAUGGGGAUCAUGGCAGGGCUGGCUUACAACAUAUCAGGUGUGUUCAGACCGCCCCACCACCCCCAGCUUGAGGGGGUUUCUUUUCCUUUUUUUUUUCUCUUGAAUUCCAUCCACUGGUUCAAACAACUCCCAACCCCUGGAGAGCUGAAGGUGUUAGGAAGUUUAUGCUGGGGAGCCCCAAAGCCUCCAGAGAAACGCCAAAGUGUGAAAGGGCAGGUUUCUCCUUGGGAUCUCCUAGCAGUGCUGAGAAGGAAGGCACCUUCUGGAGAACUCGCCUAAGCCACCUAAUUGGAGUGCUACUGUAUUUCUGUAAACAGUCAAUAAAAAUAUACCUCUGAUAUGUGA